CCAUAGAAGAAAUGUCUAUAGUCGAUACAGACGAAUUGGCUGCCCAAACAUGGAUAUUCAAAAGUUUUCCGAUACAAAAUUCCAAAUCGAAGGCCGCGAACAAAUGGUUAGAACGAUAUUACCAUCGAAUACCAACAAGUUAUGGACAGGUAAAUGCGGAUGAAAUUUGUCCAAUAUUAAAUUCUACGAAUUACAAAUUUAUACUCGUAAAAGGAAAACAGAAAAAACAACUAUUAGAAAAACUUAUUUCAAAGCCCUGCAUUGUAAACAAUUUGGAAACUCUAGACUGCCCAUCAAUCGAUAACUUAUAUAAAAAUUCUUAUUUCCCAUCCUGUAUAUUUCAUAAAAAUUUAAACCCGCAUAGAUGCACACUCAACACCGCAUAUAAGCUGAGAAAAUGGGUGAAACUUAAGUUACAUGGUUAUAGUGAUGCAGACUAUGCUGAUGAUACAACAACUAGGCGAUCAACAUCAGGAUACAUAUUCAUGAUGACUAAUGGAAUAGUAGCAUGGUGUUCACAAAGACAAAAAUCAGUAGCACUCUCAACUACUGAGGCUGAAUACAUGGCACUGAGUCAAGCAGUCCAGGAAUUAACUUGGUUGACGCUACUAACAAGUGAUCUUCUGGAAACACAGGGAGACACCUGUUUUGUACGCGGACAAUCAAAGUGCCAUAAAAUUGGUGAAGAAUCCAGAAUUCCAUAAACGAACUAAACAUAUAGAUGUUCGUUAUCAUUAUAUUCGUGAGAAGUUCAAUGAAGGGAUGUUUUCACUGGAGUAUGUGACCAGCAAAGAGCAGUUAGCUGACAUCUUGACCAAGCCAACACCACGAACAAGAUUUCAAGAACUCAGAGAAAUGUUAGGAAUUAGAUAUAUAGAUUUAUAAUUUUUUAAUUAACUAUGUACGGGUGUAUUGUUUAAGGGGAAUAAGGGGAAUAUUAUUUAAGAUAACAGUUUAAUGUAUUUUUACUUAUGUUAGUAUAGUACAAGGUCAAAGGGACACAUUCCUUUUACGAUUAUGUUGUUUUACUCAAUGCAGCCUAUUGUAUACAUGUUUACAGUUUAGUCGUA
This is a messenger RNA of Daktulosphaira vitifoliae (grape phylloxera), 1070 nucleotides long. RefSeq lists its product as uncharacterized. Lineage: Eukaryota; Metazoa; Arthropoda; Insecta; Hemiptera; Phylloxeridae. The record is from RefSeq and is a predicted model, not a curated record. Bases 12 to 704 code for a protein of 230 amino acids. The transcript is spliced from 2 exons. Gene Ontology annotation, molecular function: nucleic acid binding; RNA-DNA hybrid ribonuclease activity.